This is a messenger RNA of Podarcis muralis (Common wall lizard), 3148 nucleotides long. Its product is annotated as cystine/glutamate transporter-like. Gene Ontology annotation, molecular function: L-amino acid transmembrane transporter activity. Gene Ontology annotation, biological process: amino acid transmembrane transport. NCBI's taxonomy places the organism in Eukaryota, Metazoa, Chordata, Lepidosauria, Squamata, Lacertidae. The record is from RefSeq and is a predicted model, not a curated record. Gene Ontology annotation, cellular component: membrane.
CUGAGCCGCAACGCAGGGGUCCGGAAAGGAACUCAAGUUGUGCUUCAUACGGGGACUUCCUGUGGUUCAGCGGGGACACUGAAGAAGGCAUGGGAGUUUGCAGGAGAAGCAAAGCACCGGCAGAGGUGAAGGAGGCCGUUUUCCUCAGGAGGAAGAUCACCCUCACCCGCGUCAUUGCCUUGGGGGUGGGCACCAUGGUGGGCAGCGGCAUCUUCAUUUCCCCCAAAGGAGUCUUGCAAAACUCAGGCAACGUGGGGGUCUCCUUACUGGUGUGGCUGGCUUGUGGGAUCCUAUCACUAUUUGGAGCCCUGUCCUAUGCAGAUCUUGGAACAUGCAUCACCAAGUCCGGCGGUCAUUACAUUUACCUGCUAGAGACACUUGGACCACUGCCUGCUUUUCUAAGAUUAUGGGCGGAAUUUGUUAUGAUCCGACCUGCAAAUAUGGCUGUGGUGUCCUUGGCAUUCGGUCGGUACUUAAUUGAGCCUUUCUUCGCCCCGUGUGAUGUCCCUCCUUUGGCUGUGAAACUGAUCACCACCACAGGAAUCACCCUAGUCAUAGUCCUCAACUGCUGGAGUGUGAGCUGGUCUGCCAACAUACAGACAUUCCUCACAGCCCUCAAGAUGGUCACGGUUGGUCUGAUCAUCGUUCCUGGGAUGAUGGCUCUGGGAAAUGGCCGCUAUGAAAAUUUCCAGGACAGCUUUAACACAACUUCGCUGACACUUGACAAGCUGCCUCUUGCUUUUUACUCUGGGAUGUUUGCCUAUGGAGGCUGGUUCUAUAUAAGCUUUGUAACAGAGGAAAUUGUAAAUCCUAAACGGAAUAUCCCACUCGCUGUAAUAGUGUCCUUGGCCGUGGUUACAGUGUGUUACAUCCUUACCAAUGUGUCUUACUACGCAGUCCUGACACCACACGAGAUUCUCAACUCUGACGCAGUAGCUGUGAGUUUUGCUGAUAAAGCUUUCAAGAGCAUUUCCUCUGUGAUUCCAGUACUUGUAGCUCUCUCGUGUUUUGGUGCUUUGAACGGAGGAAUCUUUGCUGCUUCAAGGAUGCUGUUUGCAGCUGCCCGGGAAGGACAGUGGCCAGCUCUUUUUUCAAUGAUACACCUUGAAAGACACACUCCUCUUCCAGCCUUGAUACUAAUGUUGCCAUUGAUCUACUUGAUGGUGUCCAUUGGUGACCUCUAUGGGCUGUUGAACUUCUAUAGCUUUUCACGCUGGUUCUUCAUAGGACUUGCCACCCUGGGGCUCAUGAUACAUCGUUAUCGGCAUCCAGAACUGCCAAGACCCUUUAAGGUGCCUUUGUUUUUCCCACUAGUGUUCACAAUAGCCUCUUUCUGCAUCGUGGGGACAUCCCUGUAUUCCGAUCCUGUGAACACCAGCAUUGGCUGUGCUGUGACUCUGUCUGGCUUGCCCGUCUACUAUCUGGUGGUGCAGAAGGCUAGGAUCCCAGGCUGCAUCACAUCCAUGUUCAAUUCCAUCACAGUAAAAUUGCAGAUCCUGAUGAAAGUGGUGCCCCAGGAUGUCCUAACAUACUGAAGAAUGUGCAUCCCUAGGACCUUCCAAAUCUGUUCUUUGGGAGCUCCUCACACUCCAACCGUGUGGGAUACACCUCCAAGUCCACUUUUAAACAUGGGAGAAAACUGUGACAAGCCAUUCUUUCCUUACCAACGAUUAGCCAAAGCAUUUGGAUAUCAGAAAAUUAAAGGGUGGUCUUGUUUUGGGCAAAAAACAUAACCCAGUUCUGCUUAAAUCAGGAGUGGGAAGCCUCAAGUCUCUCUGUCAGGCCUUAAGACUCUUUCUAGACCACAUCUCUCAUCAGUCUUGCUCUCUGAAUCCUCCCAGAGGGCUUUUGCCCUUGAACUAUGGUCAUGCCUCCUACUUGUCUGGAUAGAGGUGUGAGUUUGUGAAGAAAUCUCCGACUUUUGCAUGGUUGGAAUGUUAGGCCAGUAUUUCAAUCUCAGUAUAUAGGCUACUAGAGCAGAAAAAUUGGAACAGACCAAUGGUAAAUCUAGUACGCGGGUUGUUAAACUGUGGUCCACAGACCACCAAGGGUCUGUGAGUUUUGUUCAGGUGGUCUGCAGUUGUUCUGUUAAAACAAUGGAAAAGCACACAUCAUCUAGCACAGUACAUUACACUAGCUACAACAGGCAGGAAAAUAAAUAAGCGGUCUGCCAAGACCCUCAGCCAUUUUCAGGUGAUCCAUGGAGAAAAUAAUUUGGGAACCACCAACAGAGUGGAUACCAGACUUUAUAGUAUAUUAAAAGCUGGUGCCCAGCUGAGGAAGCUUGCAUAUCUACGUGUAGAAAACCAGUGAAAAUGGAAAAUUCAGUAUGAUCUCACCUUGCUAGAGACAGAGCAAAAUUAAAGUUGCUUAAGAAUGGAUUACAGUACCGGAUUUUCAAGGUAAUCCUUAUACAGUGGAUACUUUCCUGGGGUGGGUGGAACAGAUAAUGGGUUAUUCAUUUAAGGGUAGCCCUGGUUACCAGGAGAAUGACGGAAACACAGUAUAUUCAAGAACAAGUGACUUCACUUGGUAGAGAUGUUAAGGUGCCAUUUUAAGAUUAGUGGACUGUACUUAAAAUACAGUCCUUGCAGGGGUUAAUUCAAGUGGUAACUUAUCUACGGUAAAAGAGCUGCGGCCAAAAUGACAUUUGGUGGAGCUGCCUAAUUCAACACUUGCAGCACGUGAAACUAAAAAACACACAAAUAAACAUCACCACCUAGUCCCAAAUACUUGCAAUUUCACCAGAAAGGGAAGCUCCUCCUCCUGAAUAAUUCCUUCUAAUGUGGAAUGCUUUUCUAGCAUACAGAGAACUAAAAUAAUAGGCUGCAAUUCUAAGACCAUGUACCUGUGAGUCAAAUUGUACUUAAUGGAACUUACUUCUGAGUAAACGUGGUUAGGAUUGCAGCCUAAAGCACAAAUUACACCCUGCAUUGAUAGGAACCUUCUUUUUUUAUUAGACAAAGGCGCUUCAUAUCUGGGCUGCUCCUAAAUUAAUAGUACAGAGAUAUGGUGCAGCAAAAAUUUAUAUGUAUUUUGGAUUACAGGAUUGUAAUGAUUUAUAUAUUUGUUGUGUUAAAUUUGUUAUUAUAAUUGUAAAUUGUUUUAGGAAUGGAUAUAAAACAUUCUCACUGUGUGCUGUUUUCCA